AUGGAAACUUUGGGUGCAGUGCGAAGUUUGAGUGAAUUGAAGAAAAUCACCGAGGAUGAGCAGCGUUUGGUGCUAUUGUUGCAGGAAGCCGGUAUAUUGCCGUCGGAGCAAAUGUGCAACAAGUGUAACCGGCGCAUGAAGAUGAAAGCGACCAAAAAAGCUAAUUCGUAUAAAUGGAUAUGCAAGCCGACGACCAGCUGUACCGGGUGGGAGUGUACUGUCCGUACGGACAGUAUAUUCAAGAACUCGCAUCUACCCCUAUCGAAGCUGAUAGAAAUAACCUUCGAGUGGUCGCGGGAUGCGAAGCGGACGGACGCAGCAUUGGAGUGCAGUGCCGGCAAAAGUGCCAUAUCGAAAUGGUACGCUAUACUUCGAGCAGUAUCCGCGGAAUACAUCGAGACUAACCAGGCUCCAAUUGGUGGCGAUGGAAUGACCGUCGAGAUUGACGAAUCUGUCGUCACCAAGCGGAAGUAUAACCGCGGACGCUUCGCGGAAGGCAACCAAGUCUGGUUGGUCGGCGGUAUCUGCCGCGAGACACGGGAAGUGUUUCUGGAGCUGGUGCAGCAACGGGAUGCUGGCACAUUGCAUGGCAUCAUUGUGCAGCAUGUGGCUCCGGGAACAACGUUAGUGACUGAUGGUUGGAGGGCCUACAACGGCAUCGAACAGUACGGAUAUGUUCACGUAGCGGUCAAUCACUCCGAAAAUUUCGUGGAUCCGGACGAUGGCUUUGUGCACACACAAAAUAUCGAAAACCUGUGGCGUUGGGUAAAGCCCUUUUUAAGAUCUAAGGGCACCAACCGAGGAGCCCUUAUCGCGUACCUACGGGAGUACCAAAUGAAGCGGCGGAACCAGAACGGCUUCCUGAGUGUGUUGCGCGCAAUCAAAGCUGUCCAGGACUUUGGGAACAUGGGCAAGUCGACCGGAGUAAAGCUGGAAGAGAUUGAUGUCGUCUGCUAUCUGCUAUUGACGAUGGGGCCGACGUACGCAACGGUGAUAACAGCACUGGAAACGAUGCCGGAAGAAAAGCUGUCGCUGGAGUUCUGCAAAUGCAGAUUUUUUGAUGAGGAAAUUAAGCGGAGCAGCGAUAACAACAGCAAGUCGAAUGGAUCAGCAGUGGAAGCGGCUGCAUUCAGCGGAUCAGGAAAACCGCAUGGGGGAACACAAUAUCAGAAGAAGAAAAAGAAGUUUACGAACUGGAAGUGUUUCAGAUGCCACCAGACUGGGCAUAAGAUUGCGGAUUGUCCUGAAGAUAGGAAGAAGAAGAAAGAUACAACAACAUCGGGUGCGCAUUUUGGAACAGCUGGAAACAACAUUUGUUUCAUGAGCAGUGACAAUGACGGACUACCCAAAACGAGAUGGAUUAUCGAUUCCGGAUCUUCAGAGCAUUUAACAAAUGAUCGUGGUUUGUUUGAGAAGCUGUUGCCAUUGAAGGAGUAA
Anopheles marshallii is the source of this 1437-nucleotide messenger RNA. RefSeq lists its product as uncharacterized. Gene Ontology annotation, molecular function: zinc ion binding; nucleic acid binding. The transcript is spliced from 3 exons. NCBI's taxonomy places the organism in Eukaryota, Metazoa, Arthropoda, Insecta, Diptera, Culicidae. The coding region runs from base 1 to 1437 and encodes 478 amino acids. The record is from RefSeq and is a predicted model, not a curated record.